Camelus dromedarius (Arabian camel) is the source of this 3848-nucleotide messenger RNA. Its product is annotated as regulator of nonsense transcripts 2. Gene Ontology annotation, cellular component: cytoplasm; exon-exon junction complex. Lineage: Eukaryota; Metazoa; Chordata; Mammalia; Artiodactyla; Camelidae. Gene Ontology annotation, molecular function: protein binding; RNA binding. Gene Ontology annotation, biological process: nuclear-transcribed mRNA catabolic process, nonsense-mediated decay. The record is from RefSeq and is a predicted model, not a curated record.
CACAGAGCACGGGGUUGUUCACCUGAUAUCAGACAAAUAGGCCUUGAUGUCAACCGCACAUUUAGGGCCCACAUCAUGUUUAGAGACAAACACGGCGCUAAGCAACAAUCCCUAUUCCACGUUCUCGCUGCUUAUUCUAUUUACAACACGGAGGCUGGAUACUGUCAGGGGAUGAGCCAGAUCACAGCCUUACUCCUCAUGUACAUGAAUGAAGAGGACGCCUUCUGGGCCCUUGUCAAACUCUUCUCGGGCCCCAAACAUGCCAUGCAUGAGCAUGGGCCUGGAAUUGAUAUAUUUACACCGGGUAAGCCUGGAGAUUAUGACUUGGAAGGUGGUAUAUGGGAAGAUGAAGAUGCUCGGAAUUUUUAUGAAAACCUCAUUGAUUUGAAAGCUUUUGUUCCAGCCAUCUUGUUUAAAGAUAAUGAAAAAAGUUGUCAGAAUAAACAUUCCAACAAGGAUGAUUCUAAAGAUGCAAAAGAACCUAAGGAUAAUAAGGAGGUACCGAAUCCUGAUGAUUUGGAACUCGAGUUGGAGAACCUAGAGAUUAAUGAUGAUGCUUUGGAGUUAGAGGGUGGAGAUGAAGCUGAAGAUCUUACAAAGAAACUUCUUGAUGAGCAAGAACAAGAGGAUGAAGAAGCCAGCACUGGAUCUCAUCUCAAGCUCAUAGUAGAUGCUUUCCUCCAGCAGUUGCCCAACUGUGUGAACCGCGAUCUGAUAGACAAGGCAGCAAUGGAUUUUUGCAUGAACAUGAACACAAAAGCAAAUAGGAAGAAGUUGGUACGGGCACUCUUUACAGUUUCCAGACAAAGGUUGGAUUUGCUCCCAUUUUAUGCAAGAUUGGUUGCUACAUUGCAUCCCUGCAUGUCUGAUGUAGCAGAGGAUCUUUGUUCCAUGCUGAGGGGGGACUUCAGAUUUCAUGUACGAAAAAAGGACCAGAUCAAUAUUGAAACAAAGAACAAAACUGUUCGUUUUAUUGGAGAACUCACUAAGUUUAAGAUGUUCACAAAAAAUGAUACACUGCAUUGUUUAAAGAUGCUUCUGUCAGACUUUUCCCAUCACCAUAUUGAAAUGGCAUGUACCCUGCUGGAAACAUGUGGAAGAUUUCUUUUCAGAUCUCCAGAAUCUCAUCUGAGGACCAGUGUACUUCUGGAACAAAUGAUGAGAAAGAAACAAGCCAUGCAUCUCGAUGCGAGGUACGUCACAAUGGUCGAGAAUGCCUAUUACUACUGCAACCCACCCCCAGCUGAAAAAACAGUGAAAAAGAAGCGUCCUCCUCUCCAGGAAUAUGUCCGGAAACUUCUGUACAAGGAUCUCUCCAAGGUUACCACUGAGAAGGUUUUGAAACAGAUGCGAAAGUUGCCCUGGCAGGACCAAGAAGUAAAAGACUAUGUCAUUUGCUGUAUGAUAAACAUCUGGAACGUGAAAUACAACAGCAUUCAUUGUGUGGCCAACCUCCUAGCAGGGCUCGUGCUCUACCAGGAGGAUGUUGGAAUCCAUGUCGUAGAUGGAGUUUUAGAAGACAUCCGAUUAGGAAUGGAGGUUAAUCAACCUAAAUUUAAUCAGAGACGUAUCAGCAGUGCCAAAUUCUUAGGAGAACUUUAUAAUUACCGAAUGGUGGAAUCGGCUGUUAUUUUUAGAACUCUUUAUUCUUUUACUUCAUUUGGUGUUAACUCUGAUGGUUCUCCAAGUUCCCUGGACCCUCCCGAGCACCUUUUCAGGAUUAGACUAGUGUGCACUAUUUUGGAUACCUGCGGCCAGUUCUUUGACAGAGGUUCCAGUAAAAGAAAACUCGAUUGCUUCCUUGUGUAUUUUCAGCGUUAUGUUUGGUGGAAGAAAAGUUUGGAGGUUUGGACAAAAGAUCAUCCAUUUCCUAUUGACAUAGAUUACAUGAUCAGUGACACCCUAGAACUGCUAAGACCAAAGAUCAAACUCUGUAAUUCUCUGGAAGAAUCCAUCAGGCAGGUACACGACUUGGAACGAGAAUUCUUAAUAAAACUAGGCCUAGUAAAUGACAAAGACUCAAAAGACUCUAUGCCAGAAGGAGAAAAUCUUGAAGAGGAUGAAGAAGAAGAAGAAGGAGGAGCUGAAACAGAAGAACAAUCUGGAAAUGAAAGUGAAGUCAAUGAACCAGAAGAAGAGGAGGGUUCUGGUAAUGACGACGAUGAAGGAGAAGAAGAAGAGGAAGAGAACACAGAUUACCUCACGGAUUCAAACAAGGAGAAUGAAACUGAUGAAGAAAAUACUGAGGUAAUGAUUAAAGGAGGUGGACUUAAACAUGUACCUUGCGUAGAAGAUGAGGACUUCAUUCAAGCUCUGGAUAAAAUGAUGCUAGAAAAUCUUCAGCAACGAAGUGGUGAAUCUGUUAAAGUGCACCAACUCGAUGUUGCCAUUCCCCUGCAUCUCAAAAGCCAGCUGAGGAAAGGGACCCCACUCAGUGGUGGGGAGGGAGAGACAGAGUCUGCAGACACGAUGCCGUUUGUCAUGUUAACCAGAAAAGGCAAUAAGCAGCAGUUUAAGAUCCUUAAUGUACCCAUGUCUUCCCAACUUGCUGCAAAUCACUGGAACCAGCAACAGGCAGCAAGAAGAGAGGAUGAGAAUGAAAAAGCUCACGCUAGAUAUCAACGAACGGCAAGAACAAGAAGAUUAUCAAGAAAUGCUGCAGUCUCUUGCCCAGCGCCCGGCUCCAGCAAACACCAAUCGGGAGCGGCGGCCGCGUUACCAGCAUCCGAAGGGAGCGCCUAAUGCAGAUCUAAUCUUUAAGACUGGUGGGAGGAGACGUUGAUCCAGUAGCACGUCUCAUUUCAUUAGGUCCUGUAUCUGAUGUUGUGGAUAGUGGAGUCCUCCAGCAAUUGAGUGAGAGCAGUGGACACAUCUCAGCAUGUCGGUCUAGAGACUUGUGAACCUAAACCUGGGACAGGAUGGUUGUGAUGGUAAUGGUAUGGGGGAAACGAACUUGAGGUUAAACUUGAUUUGAGUUACAGUGUCUCUGAAUUGAACAUCCCAUGUUGGAAAAAGAUACACCUGGGGGCUCCAGGACUGCAGUAGACAAGCAUAGAGCAAGCGGUAAAAUCUCCUAGUGACAGCGCACGUGCAGGACAACAAAACGAUGAAAGACCCAAACACAGAUAAUCCACCAGGAAGGCUUCUGCUUAGGGAUUUGUUUCAAGAGGAGCAAGAGAUGAGGGAGAAAAAGCAGUUUGUCCAUCAGAGUCAGUAAUACAACAUUGCCUAUUAGGGUGAGAGGAGAACGUGACGACUAGUGUGCAAAGAGCGUGAACCCAGGCGGCGCAGGGGCGUCUGACACCAGCCUGAGCGCAGGGGUAGGUGAGCCCAUUGUAAGUAUCAUCGAACACAAACAGCGUGCCAGGCAGACGUCACAGAAGACGGACGAAGGACAGCCAGGGGGGUCCGGAGAUUUUGUUGACCUUCAUGGGUUUACAGCCUCUGUCUCUCAGCAAAGUGUGGAAACAGUAGAGCUUUUAUUUUGCUUUGUUUUUGUUUUGUUUUGUUUUGUUUCUCCUCCCCCCCAACCCCCCCAAAUAGAAACGAGGGUUCUCAGUCUGUUUCUGGCAAUCUGUUAAUUUCUUAGGAUAGCUGUCUUUCGUUUGCUUUCCGAUAGGCAUAGUAAAUUUAGUUGAAGAGCACAUCUGUAUGCUACAAACUUGAUUACAUCUUUUCUAGCUAUUUUACAUUUUUUUCCUUUUUACCAUGCUUCAGUUUCUGCAUGUAGAAUUAAAUAAGAAACAAAAGUUGUAAAGUUGUAACAUUUCACAUGGAAAUGCUGCCCGAUCUUCACCAGCUUCAGAAAUCUGACCUUUGCCGAUGCUGCAAUAAAGUGUUGUAAUUUA